Clunio marinus is the source of this 195-nucleotide messenger RNA. The record is from the annotation of a GenBank genome assembly. Lineage: Eukaryota; Metazoa; Arthropoda; Insecta; Diptera; Chironomidae.
AUGACUAACACACUCGCAUACAACAUAAAAUCAAACAUAGAAAGCAUGCAUCCUGAAGUAGAUAAAUGUUUUACGAAGGGUUUCUUGCUUACAUUCCACAUAGAUACUUGCGGUUUUUACAAACUUGAUAAGCGAAGUUUAUUGUGCAUUAAAAAUUAUGACUUCACGUGUUACGAGAAGUUGGACAAAAAAUAA